GGUGCAGCCUCCCGUGGCCUCCGGGUCCUUUGUUCGUGCAACGCACGGGGGGCGUGCGAGGGCCGGCGCGGUGCCUUCCUGCGCGGAUACUCGCUGCGGGUUCUGGCAGAGCCCGGUUUAGUGGAGGAGCGUUCGGUUUGCUCUUGAGUUUUGCUGUCGGCUGCGCUGCCGCUGUCUGCAUCAUCCCCCGGGUGUUUUUACUGACGAUUAGUGCAUGGCUAACAGUAAGAGUUGUUAUAAGUAUCGUAUAUCUGCUACUUACAGAUGCUAACUGAAAAUGAGUAAGGACAAGCACAUUGAUGAAGACGAUGAUGACAGCGAGCAGUUUGAAGACUUCACGGAGAAUUUUAACCAACUGGAACUGCUGGAGACGCACAGGCAUUUAAUUCCCGUAGGAACUCAGAGCUGUUGGUCGGGACAGUCUGAUGAUGACGAUGAUGAACAAGAAAGAAGUGAGGAAUGGUACGAAAUGCAAGAAAAAAAGAUGGAAAAAAAUCCAGAGAAAUUGCUACUCUGGGCAGCUGAAAAUAAUCGGCUGAGUACAGUGAGGAGGCUCCUUUCCGAAAAGCUGGCUCCAGUUAAUGCUCGUGAUGAAGAUCAGUACACUCCUCUCCAUCGAGCUGCCUACAGCGGGCACUUGGACAUUGCACACGAGUUGGUUGCCCAAGGGGCAGACGUUCACGCACAGACAGUGGACGGCUGGACGCCUCUGCACAGCGCCUGUAAGUGGAACAAUACAAGAGUGGCUGCAUUCUUACUUCAGCAGGGUGCAGACAUCAACGCGCAGACAAAUGGCUUGCUGACGCCGUUGCACAUUGCUGCAGGAAACAAGAACAGUAGAGAAACCCUUGAACUCUUGCUGAUGAAUCGCUACGUGAAGCCAGACCUGAAAAACAACCUGGAUGAAACAGCCCUUGACAUUGCCAGGAGGACUGAUAUAUAUCACUACCUUUUUGAAAUAGUAGAAGACUGCAUAAACGCGGUGUCCCCUUAAAAGCUGUGGUUAAGCUUGUGAGUGUGAGGUUUGCUGCCUCUGGGUUGUGUUCUGCAUGCUCGUCAGUGGUGGUCUGUCCCUUUGCAAAGAGGCUUUCAUUUAAGAUACUUCAGUAUUCUCCUCGGGCAAAAUGUCGCUUCUUGCAGCUCAGCUCGGUGGUCUCGCUCGUGCCUUGAAGCGUCACUGCUGUUACUCAAGGUAUUCAGAAAGUCUCAGUAAUUUCAGUGAAUCUCCAUUUAAUUAGUGCAGAUUUGGAGGGGCUUCUGUAAUUGGUCUGCACUGUCAAAGCAGGAGGGGAAACUGGAGUAUUUACGUGAUGUGAAAGAAUUCUGGCUUGAUUACGUAGUAUUACCGUUCACUUGAAAAUUAUUUUUUGAGAAAUUUAACUUUUUUAAAACUGCAUGAAAGCUCAGAAUGAAUGUAACUUAUUUGGGUGAUACACAAAAUGUUUAGUGAUCCCGGUGUAGGGCUUGUUAUAAAAUAAAAUAUUUAACCCUAAGUAUUUUGUUGGCAGAUUUUUAAUGAAAAGCUCAAAUUCCUGAUGCAAUCACCUGCUCAUAAAUCAAAAGUGUUAUUCAUAGGAUGAUAAAGUAGUUUCAGUUUAUUUUUUUCCUGGUACUUUUCAACUAACUGACUUUCUAUGGAGAUCCUGUUUGCUUUUUCCUUGCAAAUUAAGUUGAGGAGUAAAGGUUUAAUGCCAUGGAUAUGGCAUUAGUUAGAACAAGUAAACUUCAACUGAAUGAGGAUAAACGGCCAACAUGCUGUUGUGUCUGAUUUAGUUACAGCUGGUUUAGCGCAGGACACAGCAGUGUUUCUCUUCCACUUGUGAAUCCCUGAAAGGAAUUCCUCAUUCCAACUCAAAUACUAGGAUACCACCAUAGUUCAAAAACUUUACUUGUAUUUUUCAUCCAAAUUCCUUAAUUUCCAGACCAUUUGUUUAUUUUCUUAUUUGACACCUUUAUAAUUUGUGACAGCUUGUAUUACUAAUCCUGGGCUUUUACAUCCGAGUCAGGCUUCCAAAAGUUCUGACAGACUUGACUGCUGUCAUUUAACCAAACUCAGGGUGGUGGGAGUGGGCCGGUUGGUUUGUUUCUUAAGAUUUUGAGGCCUCUAGUACAUGCUUUGUGCAGGUUCUCUUUGCAGUCACGCCAGCUAGCAUCUCACUGGUUCAUGGUGAAGAUUUGGGACCCUUCACCUGAGGUGUUCUUA
Molecule: messenger RNA, 2203 nt
Organism: Egretta garzetta (little egret)
Lineage: Eukaryota; Metazoa; Chordata; Aves; Pelecaniformes; Ardeidae
Gene: ANKRD49
Product: ankyrin repeat domain 49
Exons: 2
Coding region: 278-994 (238 amino acids)
Molecular function (GO): protein binding
Source: RefSeq, a predicted model, not a curated record